Tetrahymena thermophila SB210 is the source of this 492-nucleotide messenger RNA. Its product is annotated as ubiquitin-conjugating enzyme. The transcript has a single exon. NCBI's taxonomy places the organism in Eukaryota, Ciliophora, Oligohymenophorea, Hymenostomatida, Tetrahymenidae. The record is from RefSeq and is a predicted model, not a curated record.
AUGGAGAAAAUAAGAGAAAAAAGAAUCAACGAAGAGCUUAACACUCUAGAAAGGGCUAAAAUUACUAAAAAGCUACCUUUAAAUAUUUAAUAUUAACUAGUUGAGAAGGAUGGCGUACUAGAUGACUACAAAAUACUCAUAAGUUUUAAAGGUAGACCAGAUACAAUUUGGUAAAAUUAUGAAAUCAAAGGUAUUCUUUCUUUCCCAACCGAUUUUCCUAUCGAACCUCCUUCCUUCUAAUUUAUUGAUAACUUUUAACACAUUCACGUAUACUCUAAUGGUGUGAUUUGCUUGCCUUUAAUAACAAAAGAGUUUUGGAACACUAAAACUACUGUGCUUAAUGUUAUCAUUUAGAUUGAAGAUUUAAUACAUAGACCUCCAAAUUUAGCAUCUCCUGCUAAUCAUUAACUAAGCUAACUUUAUCUAAACAGCAAAGAACAAUACGAGAAUUUUAUAAAGAAUAUGUAAAAAGAUGAUUGUCUACCAUAAUGA